AUGACCUCGGAUUUGGAGGGGCUGAUUGUCAUCCCAGCUGCUUCACACUCGGCUACAAACCACCCCACACUCGGCUGCAGGUCUUGGCACAAUGUAGCCAUCGGGACAACAUCAUCUGCAACAGCAGAGAUGAAAUCCUCUCAGAACGGUCUACACAAGAAGGGUGGUUUCCUCGCAGCAUCUUUUGGAGAUAACAUUACAUUACGGUGCACUUCAUCUGAGGUCGGAGCUAAACUUAACUGGUUCAGGCAAAAAUGGGGCAUGAAACCAGUACUUAUCUCUUCUUACUUUAAGUAUGACCAAAACAGAGAAUUUUAUAAAGAAUUUCGAAGCAACAAUCAUUUCAAGAUGGAUUAUGGCGAUGAUAAAAAUGACUUGUCCAUCAUGAAUGUAAGCAGCUCUGAUUCUGCUGUGUAUCACUGUGUGCGAAGCUUUUUACACCAAAGUGACUUUCAGGAAAGUGUCACUGUGAUUGUAAAGAGUUUGCACCCAACAGCUGAGGUCCGUCAGUCUCCUCAUGAGGAAAUAGAACCAGGACAUUCUGUCAUUUUACAUUGUAGUGUCCAGACUGACAGCUGUGUAGGACAACACCGGGUUCACUGGUUCAAACAGUCUGAAGAGUCUGCAGCAGGACUCCUUUACAGCCAUGGAGGCAGCAGUGAUCAGUGUGAGAGCAACACGGACGGUCCAAACAACCCCUGUGUCUACAACCUCCCCAUACACAACGUGAGCUCACAGCAAACUGGGACCUACUACUGCGCUGUGGCCGCCUGUGGACAAGUCCUGUUUGGGAAUGGGACCCGAGUCAAUAUGAAGGAUGCUGCAGCCACAGGUCACCCUGUUCUCUACACACUGGCUGGAGCUCUGACAUUCACCGUGGUCUUUGUUCUGUUGCUGGCUUUGUCGUUGUACAAUGUGAUGAAGAAAAACAAAAGGCAGAAUAGAGCACCAGAGUGUGAGGACAACGGCUCAUCAUCGACAACUGGAAACACACAGAAUGAACCAGACCACCUCCAUUAUGCUGCUUUGAGCAUCAACAGGAAGCUCAGGAGUCAGAGGAAUAGUGACCCAGUCGACUGUGUGUACUCCAGGAUACAGGUGCUUGGCUAG
This is a messenger RNA of Periophthalmus magnuspinnatus, 1110 nucleotides long. RefSeq lists its product as uncharacterized. Bases 1 to 1110 code for a protein of 369 amino acids. Gene Ontology annotation, biological process: response to bacterium. NCBI's taxonomy places the organism in Eukaryota, Metazoa, Chordata, Actinopteri, Gobiiformes, Gobiidae. The transcript is spliced from 5 exons. The record is from RefSeq and is a predicted model, not a curated record.